CGCCGCGCCGGAGCGCAACCAGCACCACCAGCAGCCGCCACUACUUUGGGCUGCUCGUCCUCGUCGCCAGACGGCGUGCCGCGUGCGCGCUGCAGCGCUACGCCGCGGUGAAACCGUCUCCCCUCCUCGCCGCCUCCCCGACCGCCAUGCUCCGCCGCAGCCGCCGGUUCCUCCCCGCCAGACCACCUCGCCGCCGCCACCACAAACCCCAUGGUAAAGCCGAGCCGCCUCCCCCGGCGGCGCCGACGUACACCCGCGACGUCGUGCGCCGCGCCACCGCCAUCCUCCGCGACCACCCCUGGUUGGCUGCGCGCCCGCUCCUCCUCUCCCUCCCCGGCCUCGCCUGGGACUCCCACACAGUGGCGCGCGUGCUCAAGACCCACCCGCCGCUCCAGAAGGCCUUCCUCUUCUUCCGCCUCGCGGCCUCCGCGUCACCUACCUUCCGCUACGACCGCUUCACCUACACCUCCAUGAUCCACCUCCUCGGCGAGGCUGGCCGCGUUCCGGCCAUGCUCAGCCUCCUCGCCGAGAUGCUCCGAGCCGGGGUGGCGCCCGACGCCGCCACCUUCACCACCGUCAUGCACUGGCUCGCGCGGGCCGGGGACGUGGAUGGCGCCAUGCGGGUGUGGGCGGAGAUGAAGGAGAGGAGCAGGCCCACUGUCGUCAGCUACACGGCGUGCGUCAAGAUCCUGUUCGACGCCGGGAGGGCGGAGGAGGCGCGGAGGGUGUUUGGGGAGAUGGUGGCUGAGGGGCUGCGCCCGACUUGCAAGACGUACACCGUGCUCAUCGAGCAUCUUGCCAACGCAGGAAAAUUUGAAGCUACUCUUGAGAUUAUGGACAAGAUGAAAGAGGCAUGCAUAGAACCAGACAAAGCACUUUGCAAUAUUCUGGUCCAGAAAUGCUCCAGGGCUGGUGAGACAUCAAUUAUGACUCGCAUUCUUCAGUACAUGAAGGAACGUUUCAUUGUUCUUCGCCGGCCUAUUUUUUUGGAAGCACUAGAAGCUUUAAAAGCUAGUGGUGAUAGUGAUGAACUUCUUCGGGAAGUAAACCCCCAUCUUUUGAAUGAAGGCAUUGAAUCUGACCCAAUAUUGUCUGAUGAAGGCUACAUUACUGAUAGAAGUACUAUCCUCUACCUUUUAUCUGCAAAAAACUGGUCUGCUAUAGAAGAAAUGAUUAACGAAAUGGCCUCAAAGAAUGUGAAAAUGGAAAACCAUAUCCUGUCUGAUGUUAUGGAGGCAAGUUGUGCAAACUGUAGACUGUCUUGUGGGCUUACAGUUAUGCGUUAUAGUUUAAGAGUAGGCUGUGAACUUGAUAGGUCUGCAUACUGUUCUCUUCUUGGUCAGUACAUCAGAAACAGUUCAUUUGAUUUAGUUGUAGAGAUUGUUGAAGGAUUAAUUAAAUCAGGUUGCAAUCUUGGGACAUAUCUACCAUCUAUUUUAAUACUCAGACUGGGCUAUGCUGGGCAGUCUGCAUACGCAGCUCAGAUUUUUAGAUUGUUGACUGCAGACAAGAAUGUAGUUUCCUACACAGCCCUUAUCAAUGCCUAUUUUCAAGCUGGCAAAGUUGACCAUGCUCUUGAUCUAUUCACACAAAUGAAAACUAUGGGAAUACCUGCAUGCUCGGGUACAUAUGAAGUCCUGAUACAUGGCUUACAAAAGGCUAGGCGGAAGGAGGAAUCAGAACACUACAGAAGAGAAAGAAUGAAUAUGCAAUGGCAUCUUCAGUAUCGUGAUCAGUGCUCACCUGAAGAUAGCUUAUGUAACUAUCUGUUUUGUGGCCUGCAUGGAUGAUUUUUGAAGAUGGUUUUGUAUAUAGUGUUCUAAUCAUUUCAGCUCCAUCCUGCCUCAACUUGAAGGUAUUAGCAUACAUGUAUACCUUGACAUUUGCUUUGAUAUGGAAUAAAAGAAAUGGGUUAAUCUGUAAAUUGUAAAAUUGGACCUUCGAGUUCUCCAAAACUAGACAGUGAAACUAAGGAAUGGCAUGGAAGCCAGUGCAAAAUACAAUAAUCUAGAACUGGAACUCCCGAUGUUAACGUCUUGAUUCCGGAAGGAGAAAAUCCGUUGGCAUGGAAGCUCCUAAACAGGACAUCUGGCAGUUUUGUACUAGCUUCCAUGUCAGUGCCACAUCAAAGAAAAACCUCCUUUGAAUGGGAUCAAAGCGGCAAUUUGUCAUAUGCCUGGUUUAGGAGUUCAGGAUUGAAUAUUGGACUUUGUCUAUAGUUCAAGGGUGUAAAAUAGAUUUUACCCUAAAGAUUAGGACAAACUUAAAAAAACAUAUUUUUCAAGGUAAAUGAUAAUAUGAUGCUAAUGGAGAGGCAUUUACCUUUUUUUUCCAUCAACUUUCCUUUCCGCGAGCUUUUCUCAAUUCACAUUAGAGCUCAAAAUAUACACUUCUAUAAACUGAUUCUUGUUCGUGGUUUUCUAAUGAUUAUUUUGUGGUCAGUUUGGUAAAUAUGAUUGGAUUAUGUUAUCUAUCGUACUCCUAAAUCUUAGCGAAAUUCUGUUUAUUUAGUAUUACCUUUGUGGCAUGUGCAACAUUCAAGUAGUUGCAACAUUGUUUUACAAUGUUGUAUCGGAACUGGAGUUAAUCAAGACAAAUAUGAAGAUGUGCAGGAACUUAGAAAGCACCAAGUUUUCUGCUAAAUGUGGGGAAGCACCCAGUGUCCUCCAAGGCUGGAACAACAAACAAAAAGUGAAUUUCGCUGGUGCUUGAUUAUCUUGAUGCCAACAGCAUCUCAGCUUCCAAAAGUACUCAGCCUCUUUGCAGCUUGCACAAAGCCAAUGAUGACCUGCAACUCAUCCAAUUGCUUCAGCAUGGGCAAAAGCAAAUUGGAAUUCAGAUGCAAAUUAGACCAUGUCAGGAUGCAAGUCGGUGGAUCAGAAAGAACUAAAUUUGUUUUAAACCUGGGACAUGAAGUGCCUUUGAACAGCAUCAAUCAACUGCUCCCUGGACGGAUUAGGACUUGCAUCCUGUUUAGCAAUUGCAGAAUUAAACAUAAUUGGGACAGUUGAUAGCAGGCCCUUAAUCUGGGAAUCAAAGCUGUACUUACGAGAUUGAAGUGGCGCCAAUAUCUCCACAGCGCAGUCAGUUCUAGCUUGCUCAGGUCAACUUUCUGCAGAGUUUAUAAUCAACACGUCAGCCAAAAUGCAAAGAUAUAAGCUGCAGAAGCAAUGUGGUGCAAACAUAGUUGAGCAAUGACUGAGAUUAAAACUGCAUUGAGGCAUUGACAUAGAUUACUGUGGAAUGAUUGUUGAGUUCCAACCAAAUGAUUUCAAGCACACAACCCAAGGAAGGAAAAGUCACCGUGUGAGCUCUUGAGGCCGAGGAAACAGAUGUCUUGGAGUGGGAGUCACAUGACAUUGAGCGGCUGAGAGAUUUUCUGUGGAAUCCCCUAUGCUGUCUGCUCCUUGACCGCUGUGCCUUUGGUGAUUGUGCGUCAUCGGAUGCUGCAAGAAAGAAGGCAACAUUAUAGACACAUAUGGCAAAGUUGCAGGACACGGUUAGGUAACAAGAAACUGUGCUUCUGAUUAGGCUAAAUAAACCGUGACCCUAAAGGCAUGUGUAAUUAUAUUCUUUAAUUAAAUGCAAUGCUGGUUCCUAGGAGGAACACUAUUUGUCCCUUGAACUUUUUCAGCUAUACUUGGAUAGAUCCGAGGGUAUUUUGGGUUCUUUUGACCAUAAUCUAAGUUAAAAUGUGACCAUUAAGCGUAGAAGAGACUAAAACUAGAGUGGCAGAGUAAAUAGGACCGACUUAUUUCUCAACUUGUUUAAAGGAAAGUGUAAUACUCCUGGUCUCCAAGAAAUUAAGUGUUAUGGUAUGAC
Messenger RNA from Panicum virgatum (switchgrass), 3822 nucleotides. Its product is annotated as pentatricopeptide repeat-containing protein At2g01390-like. Bases 147 to 1790 code for a protein of 547 amino acids. NCBI's taxonomy places the organism in Eukaryota, Viridiplantae, Streptophyta, Magnoliopsida, Poales, Poaceae. Gene Ontology annotation, molecular function: protein binding. The transcript has 4 exons. The record is from RefSeq and is a predicted model, not a curated record.